Messenger RNA from Saccostrea cuccullata (small rock oyster), 1164 nucleotides. RefSeq names its product putative nuclease HARBI1. The transcript is spliced from 4 exons. The coding region runs from base 1 to 1008 and encodes 335 amino acids. The record is from RefSeq and is a predicted model, not a curated record. NCBI's taxonomy places the organism in Eukaryota, Metazoa, Mollusca, Bivalvia, Ostreida, Ostreidae.
AUGGCUGCACACAGGCAAUUAGUUCAAAGGCAACGUAUUCCACGUAAUUUUCGCGACAGAUCCAACCCACUUGAGGAAUUGACUGCAGAUGAAGUUUUCGCAAGAUAUCGUUUUCACCCAGACACUAUAAUGGAUCUCCUGCGACGACUGCCUGACUUAUCAUCACCAACGCAGAGGAACAUUCCUGUGCCACCCCUUCUUCAGGUGCUGGUGACCCUAAGAUUUCUCGGAACGGGUGCCACUCAUAUCCUAGUUGGUGAUGAUAUCAAGAUAUCGAGGUCAACAGCUGGGAGGUGCAUUAGGCGUGUAUCUUCACUCACUGCGGAAUUGGCACCACAGUUUAUUUCAUUUCCUAGAGGAGACCGGGCACGUCAAGUCAUGGUAGAAUUUUCCCAUAUUUCAGGAUUUCCAAGAGUAUUGGGCUGCAUAGAUGGAACGCACAUAAGAAUAACCAAACCAUCUGGGCCCCAGGAAGCAGAUUUUGUCAACAGAAAGCAGUACCAUUCUCUAAAUGUCCAGAUGGUCUGUGAUCCCUCUUUUAAAAUCAAAAGCAUCAGCUGUAACUGGCCAGGGGCUACUCAUGACAACAGGAUAUUUAAAAUGUCUGCAUUAUGUCAGCAAUUUGAACAAGGUGACCAUGAUGGCCUUCUACUUGGUGAUUCAGGUUACCAGUGCCGCCCAUUUCUCAUGACGCCUUUUGUAAAUCCUGCAAAUGAAAGUGAAAAGCGAUACAACAAUUCAUUAUGUAGGACCAGAGUGCUCAUAGAGCAGACAUUUGGCUUUCUGAAAAAGAGGUUCCAAUGUUUGUAUCUUCUUCGCACAAAACCAGAUGUGGCGGUUAUGUAUAUAAAGGCUGCAGUUACCCUACACAACUAUGGGAUAGAGAGGGGUGAGGUGCUGGAAGCCCAGCAGAAUGUUGUGCAGCAGGUGAAUGAUGUUGACCCUUGCCCUGCUGGGGGUGAUGGGUAUGCCAUGAGGGCUCACAUUGUGAGGACCUUCUUCUCCUAGGUGCCAUUAUCAUGACUCUUUGACUAUUGAAUUAAUGGUUGAUUAAUGAUGUAAAUAUCUUUCUGACAUAUACAGCAAAUAUACUUGCACAGUGUGCUGUUAAAGAGAGUACAGAUAUAAAUAAUUCUCCAGACAACUUAUCAACAGUUUGUUUAU